AUGCCAAAUGCGAUUUCGAUGUCUUUGGUUCACCCAGCAAUGGUCGGCCUCGUCACCGGAGCUGCCUCUGGAAUUGGGCGAGCAUGUGCCAAGAUCCUGGUCGAGGAAGGGUGUACGAGGCUCGUGCUCUCGGAUUUGACUGGGAGUGGUCUGGAGGAGAUCUCGAACGAGCUCAAGAACACCGAACCUUCCGUGGAGACUGUUCUAUUCGUCGGUGACAUGAGCAAAGAGGUCGACGUCAACCAGAUGGUCGAGGCUGGCGUCGCUAGAUUUGGAGCAAUUCACUAUUGUAUCAAUAGUGCGGGCGUGACAAGUAAACCCAGACUACGGACGCACGAACUGGAGACGGAGGCAUUCGAUCGAGUCAUCAACAUCAACCUUCGAGGCUUAUGGCUUUGCGAAAGAGCGCAGAUCCGCCAGUUCCUGAAGCAAGCGCCAGCGCUGAAAACUCGCAAUCAUGCCGAGGGAAUAGCGACCCAGCGAGGAACUAUUGUCAACAUCAGCAGCAUUUUCGGCAUCACAGCACACGCAACUGCUGGGGCUUAUCCCGCCUCGAAAUCCGGAGUACUAGGGCUGACAAGGACGGAUGCGGUGGCGUAUGCACAAGAUGGGAUCCGAGUCAACGCCAUCUGUCCUGGGUUUAUCAACACACCGUUGGUGGAAAAGGCAAAAGCAGCAGGCGCAGACUACAACAAACUCGUCAGCCUGAUCCCAUUCAGACGAAUGGGUACUGCCGAAGAGUUGGCCGAAGCGGCAGUGUGGUUAGCAAGUGAGCGAGCAAGUUAUGUGAGCGGUGUUGAGUUACCGGUGGAUGGUGCUUGGGUCAGAGCGUGCAACACAUGA
Cladophialophora immunda is the source of this 843-nucleotide messenger RNA. RefSeq lists its product as uncharacterized. The record is from RefSeq and is a predicted model, not a curated record. The transcript has 2 exons. Gene Ontology annotation, molecular function: oxidoreductase activity, acting on the CH-OH group of donors, NAD or NADP as acceptor. NCBI's taxonomy places the organism in Eukaryota, Fungi, Ascomycota, Eurotiomycetes, Chaetothyriales, Herpotrichiellaceae. Bases 1 to 843 code for a protein of 280 amino acids.